AUGACUGAUGCGAAAAGCAUAUCAUCCGUGGAGGUGUCAGAGGGGAAGUUAAUUAAGAAGGGUUCCAUAAAGAAGAAGAUCGAAUCAUUAAGGCGAUGGAGUUCAGCUAGCAUGAAGAGGCCUCCAAAGCCUAAGGCCAAGACCUUGAGUCUAUCUUCCCCCGUGGGAGACCCCAAUGACAGCUGGCUGCAAGAGGGAGACAGGAGAAAGCUGCGACCCAUCGUCGAUUCAGUCUUCGGACAGGGGGAGUUGCCAAUAGAACGAAGCGGUGCCCCAUUGGCUGCCGCUAUGCUGGGGGGCCUGGGUGGUGCAGGUGAGGUGGACACGGAGGACGAGGAUGAGGACUUUGAAGAGCCCCUGUGCGCUUUGGUUAAGAACUGCAACAUGCUGCACAACUUAGUUGGUCCUGCUUGUAUCUUCCUCAGACAGGGAUUCGCACAAAGCCAGAUUGACAGAGAUCUACGACCAGAGGAAAUGGAAGAGCUGCGUGAGGCCUUCAGAGAGUUUGACAAAGACAAGGAUGGCUUCAUCAGCUGUAAGGACCUGGGCGAGUGCAUGAGGACUAUGGGAUACAUGCCCACAGAGAUGGAAUUGAUAGAACUCAGCCAGCAGAUCUGUGGCGGCAGAGUGGAUUUUGAGGACUUUGUUGAACUCAUGGGUCCCAAGAUGCUCGCUGAGACAGCAGACAUGAUAGGAGUCAAGGAGCUGAGGGAUGCCUUCAAAGAGUUUGACUCUGAUGGCGAUGGUCAGAUCAGUCUUGCAGAGCUGAGGGAAGCCAUGAAGAAGCUAAUGGGGGAGCAGCUUAACCACCGCGAGAUAGACGAGAUCCUGCGAGACGUUGACCUCAAUGGGGACGGACAGGUAGACUUUGAAGAGUUUGUGCGAAUGAUGUCUCGUUGA
Molecule: messenger RNA, 900 nt
Organism: Anoplopoma fimbria (sablefish)
Lineage: Eukaryota; Metazoa; Chordata; Actinopteri; Perciformes; Anoplopomatidae
Gene: cabp2a
Product: calcium binding protein 2a
Exons: 8
Coding region: 1-900 (299 amino acids)
Molecular function (GO): calcium ion binding
Source: RefSeq, a predicted model, not a curated record